UGAGUCGCCGACACCGUAUGGUCACGGCUCCUCAUUUUAUCCGUGAGCCAGUCCACCUUGCGACGAGUGUUGACGAAGAUGACGCUCUGAGUGAUGGCCAACGUCUCGUAGAGGUAUCAGAUAUGAUGGAGAAGGAAUUGAUCCUUGUUGGAGCUACUGCUGUAGAGGACAAACUGCAAAAGGGGGUUCCUCAAUGCAUAGAUAAUCUUGCCCAAGCUGGUCUCAAGAUAUGGGUUUUGACAGGAGAUAAGAUGGAGACAGCAAUAAACAUAGGAUACGCCUGCAGUUUACUUCGACAGGGUAUGAAGCAGAUAUCCAUUUCAUUUGCUAAUGUAGAGGAAUCAUCUCAAAACUCCGAAACUGCUGCAAAGGAGAGUAUUUUGAUGCAGAUCACAAAUGCCUCACAGAUGAUCAAAAUAGAAAAAGAUCCACAUGCAGCGUUUGCUUUGAUCAUUGAUGGGAAGACACUUACAUAUGCUUUGAAGGAUGAUGCCAAGUACCAGUUUCUUGCACUUGCAGUUGUCUGUGCAUCAGUAAUCUGCUGUCGUGUCUCUCCUAAACAGAAAGCACUUAUAACAAGGCUAGCGAAAGAAGGAACAGGGAAGACAACUUUGGCAAUCGGUGAUGGUGCAAAUGAUGUUGGCAUGAUUCAAGAAGCUGAUAUUGGUGUUGGCAUCAGCGGCGUUGAAGGCAUGCAGGCUGUAAUGGCAAGUGACUUCUCCAUAGCCCAGUUUCGCUUUCUGGAGAGACUACUUGUUGUCCACGGACAUUGGUGCUACAAGAGAAUAGCCCAAAUGAUCUGUUACUUCUUCUACAAGAACAUAGCGUUUGGCCUAACUCUCUUCUACUUCGAAGCCUUCACCGGAUUUUCUGGUCAAUCAAUAUUCAACGACUCCUACUUAUUACUCUUCAACGUUGUUCUCACUUCUCUCCCCGUCAUUUCUCUCGGAGUUUUCGAACAAGAUGUUCCUUCUGAUGUCUGCUUAGAGUUCCCUGCAUUGUAUCAACAAGGCCCCAAGAACCUGUUCUUCGACUGGUACAGGAUCCUCGGAUGGAUGGGGAAUGGAGUUUACGCAUCCAUAGUCAUCUUCACACUCAACCUCGGAAUCUUCCAUGUCCAAUCAUUCCGCUCUGAUGGCCAAACCGCAGACAUGAACGCCAUGGGAACCGCCAUGUUCACUUGCAUCAUAUGGGCAGUAAAUGUACAAAUAGCUCUCACCAUGAGCCACUUCACUUGGAUCCAACACGUAAUGAUUUGGGGAAGCAUAGGAGCUUGGUACAUCUUCCUCGCCCUUUACGGUAUGCUACCACCAAAACUCUCUGGUAACAUCUUCCACAUGCUCAUCGAGGUUCUAGCGCCUGCGCCGAUCUUCUGGCUUACCACACUCCUGGUCAUUGCCGCUACAACGCUCCCUUACUUGUUUCACAUCUCGUACCAAAGAUCGGUGAACCCUCUUGACCAUCACAUUAUACAAGAGAUCAAGCAUUUCAAGAUUGAUUUAGAGGAUGAGAGAAUGUGGAAACGAGAGAAGUCCAAGGCUAGAGAGAAGACAAAGAUUGGUUUCACGGCUAGAGUUGAUGCUAAGAUCAGACAGCUAAGAGUGAAGCUUCAGAGGAAACAUUCGGUGUUGAGUGUCAUGAGUGGGACUUCUUCUAAUGAUACAACUUCAAACUCACAACAGACUUAAUUUAAGAUCAAGUAAAUUUUGUUUUAACUCCAUUGUUUUAUGAGAUAUUGCACUCCCUAUACAAACAUAACUCUAUAAUUUGCAUGGAUGGAAGUUUGCUUUUCUUACUGAUGUGUUUUUUUUUUAAUGUCAGUUAUGCCCUUAUUUCAAGUAUUAACACAUUCUAAAAAUAUUACGCAUUUACAAAGUUCCUAUAUUGAUAUACCACGUGUGAAAGAUUUUGUCUAGAGAAAGCACUAUAAUCGAUACAUGCAUUGUCUAAAAAUCAAACAUGUUCAUCUCUCAUCUGUCCCAAUUUCAUUGUUUAUUCCGUCGAACCUUUCUUCACUCCUUCAUCUCUGUCUUGCUCCGUCGUGGCUGUCGUCCACGCAGUUGACUUGCUUCAUCUUCCUUGUUCAUCUACGCCAUCGACUAAAAACAGAGCCACCACGAACGUCUCCGCCUCAAGUUUCUUCUUCUUCGCCGCAAAUCGUCGUGUUUGUCUCGGUUCACCGGACCAUCUCCCUCAUCUUUCUCUGCCGAUGUCGUCAUGCUCGGAUUCAAGCCUAGCCAUAGUGUUCAUCCUCGCCGUCUCUGUCUCGUUACAGAAGAUAUCGAACAAUAUUGGCGAUUUCUUAUGUUUUGCAACACAAGCCCUCCAACCUUUAGAUAUUCUCAAGGUGGCUCCAAUAUUUUCAAGUGUACAAAUAGUUUCACAAAUCGGCUCCAGACUUUUAGAUUCUACAUUUCAAACCCUUUAAAAACUCCCCGAAUAGUCCUCGGAGUCUUAGAUGUUUUCAAUGUUAAAAUUCAAAUGACAAUCUUGAGAUAAUUAGUGUAUAUUACCAGCUAAAUAUAACCAUAAAAGCCAAGUAAAAUUUUUAACCGACUAUUUCACAAAUUAUAUCAUUAAUAUUACCGGCUAACUAUAAAAAUGUAGAGAUAAUUAGUAUAUAUUACCGGUUAACAAUAACAAAAAAAUUCAAGUACAAUGUUAACCGGCUAAACAACCAUUUAAUCAUUUGUAUUGUGAUUUGUUAAUGAGUUAAUUUUAUGUUUACCCGAACAUGUAAAUUUAAUCAUAUGUUUUGUGAUUUAUUAGAGAGUUAAUUUUUUGUUUAUCUGAACUGAUACAAAAUAACAAUCAUUAACCGAUCAAAAUAGCCGGUAAAUAUGAAUUAAAUACCAGCUAAAAUGUAAAGUACCCGGAUAAAUCAGAAUAUAAGAAUGCUAAUUUAAAAAUGAGACAUAUAAGCUAUAUGUAUAACUGGUAAUUAAAAUCUAAAUACCAGCUAACAUAUAAUAUAUCCAGUUAAAUAAUAAUAUAGACAUGCUAAUUUAUAAAUUAUCUAAAAAAUCACAUUAUAACCGGCUAACUUACAUAUCAACAAUAUAAAUUAAGCUUACACCGUUGAGAAGCUCUACAUUGUUUCAAUAAAAAAAAAAGAAACUAGCAGUAUUCAAAAUUAAAUUAAAAAAACAAAUAAAAAA
Messenger RNA from Brassica rapa (field mustard), 3158 nucleotides. Its product is annotated as phospholipid-transporting ATPase 6-like. Lineage: Eukaryota; Viridiplantae; Streptophyta; Magnoliopsida; Brassicales; Brassicaceae. The record is from RefSeq and is a predicted model, not a curated record. Gene Ontology annotation, cellular component: plasma membrane. Gene Ontology annotation, biological process: phospholipid translocation. Gene Ontology annotation, molecular function: magnesium ion binding; ATP hydrolysis activity; ATPase-coupled intramembrane lipid carrier activity.